Messenger RNA from Strigops habroptila (Kakapo), 2318 nucleotides. RefSeq names its product protein arginine methyltransferase 3 (gene PRMT3). NCBI's taxonomy places the organism in Eukaryota, Metazoa, Chordata, Aves, Psittaciformes, Psittacidae. The record is from RefSeq and is a predicted model, not a curated record. Gene Ontology annotation, molecular function: protein-arginine N-methyltransferase activity. Gene Ontology annotation, biological process: peptidyl-arginine methylation. Gene Ontology annotation, cellular component: nucleus. The transcript has 17 exons. Bases 64 to 1590 code for a protein of 508 amino acids.
GACGUCGGCGGGCGGGGCGGGGCCGCUGCCCGGAAGCGGCGCACGUGUGGCGGUGGCGGGGCCAUGGGGACCCAGUGGGUGCCGGGGACCGCCGUGCCCCCCGCCGACGAGGAGAUGCCUGAGCUGUCCGACGGUGAGGAAGCCUGGGAGGAGGAAGAGGAGGAGGAGGAGGAGGAGGAAGAAGGCACCACUGAGGGCCUGCGGGCUCGCUGCCUUUUCUGCGACAGGUUGUUUACUUCUGCUGAAGAUGUGUUUUCCCACUGCAAAGCAGAGCAUGAGUUCAAUGUUUGUGAUGUGAUCCAGAAACAUGGACUUGAUUUUUAUGGAUACGUUAAACUAAUAAACUUUGUUAGAUUAAAGAAACCAACAGGACCAUAUUUGAGUUCUCUCAGCAGCCCACUGCCCUGGGAAGGAGAGGAAUAUUUUAAACCAGAGCUAGAAGAUGAUCUCCUCCUUCAGUUUGAUAUAGAAGAUCUUUGUGAACCUGAAAACGUGUUGCCUUGUAAUGGCUUAACUGAUAACACAAUGCUCCUUGAACAAUUAAAACACGCAGAACACAGAGCAAGACUUGCAGAAGCAGCCUUGGCUGUUGCACAAGAGGAUCUUCAAAAAAUGAAGCGAUUCACGCAGGAUUUUGUAAUGAAUGCAGAUGUCGGGAGCAGCUCAUCAUCCAGCACCAUUGCAGACCUUCAGGAGAAUGAGGAUGGCGUUUACUUCAGCUCCUAUGGGCAUUAUGGGAUACAUGAAGAGAUGCUAAAGGAUAAAGUGCGUACAGAAAGCUAUCGUGACUUCAUCUGCCAGAACCCUCAUAUCUUCAAGGACAAGGUGGUUUUGGAUGUUGGCUGUGGAACUGGAAUACUCUCCAUGUUUGUUGCCAAAGCAGGCGCAAAGAAAGUGAUUGGAGUUGACCAAUCCGAAAUAAUCUAUCAGGCCAUGGACAUCAUUAGAUUAAAUAAACUUGAAAAUACCAUUACAUUAGUCAAAGGAAGAGUCGAAGAAGUAGAUCUGCCUUUGGAAAAAGUGGAUGUGAUAAUAUCUGAAUGGAUGGGUUAUUUCCUUCUCUUUGAGUCAAUGCUGGAUUCUGUCAUCUAUGCGAAGGACAAAUACCUGGCAGAGGGAGGCUCAGUUUAUCCUGACAUGUGCACCAUUAGUCUAGUAGCUGUUGGAGAUAUGAAGAAACAUGCGGACAAGCUACUUUUCUGGGAAGAUGUAUAUGGCUUUGACAUGUCUUGCAUGAAGAAGGCUGUAAUUCCAGAAGCUGUUGUGGAAGUGCUGGAUCCAAACACACUGAUAUCUACAGCUAGUGUCAUUAAGCAUAUUGACUGUAAUACUGCAUCCACUCCAGACUUAGAAUUCUCUUCAGAUUUCACUCUGACCAUCACAACGAGCACAAAGUGUACGGCAAUUGCUGGGUAUUUUGAUAUAUUUUUCGAGAAGAACUGUCAAAAUAAGGUCUUGUUUUCAACUGGUCCCCAGUGUACCACAACACACUGGAAACAGACAGUUUUUCUCCUGGAGAAACCAAUUCCUGUAGAAGCAGAGAAAUUUGCAUAUAAGUCUGCGGUUUGUUUCUGUUUCUCCACCUUUUGAUUGUUUUUCCAUGAAACCGAAGACUUGAAGAUGAAAUCUUCAGGAGAAGCCCUGAGAGGAAAGAUAGCAGUCCGCAAGAACAGAAAGGAUCCACGGUCCCUCUUUAUAACCCUUUCCAUGAAGGACACACAGCAGACCUACAGCCUUCAGUGAAAAUUAUGUUCGUAUCAGUGUUAAAUUUAAAUGUUAGAGUUAACUGUUGAUAACUGUUUCUAAAUAUCCCAAAAUGGUAAACUCUAGGGUUUGUGUAUGUAUACGCACACACAAAAGAUAUGCAAAGCUUACCUAGAAUUGAGGGAGUAAAGUUUGGAUGCUUUUGCAUCCAAUGUGGAUGUCGAGACUGACUACAGAAUCAGAUACUGCUAUGUUUCACGUGAUGUGGGGAAGGCAAGAAAGAUGGUUUUGGGUUACGUGAGACUGCUGGGUGAGAAAAAUCAGAUUAAAGUCUUGCUGUGUGAGGAAUAAUAAAUACAAUCUCUCGAUACUCUUUUCUCUCGAGCUGGCAGAAUCCUUUUGUGGUUUAUUUUAUUUUUCAGAAGAAGCUAAAUCAUGUGCCAGUGCACCUCAACAGUAGCUGCAAAGUCCCAGUGAGAAUAAGUGUGGAAUUCCAACAGCAGGAUUGCAGCAACAAAGACUUUAUUUUCAUUACACUUCUAUAAUUAAAAAGUUGUAUCACUUUUCAGUUAAAUUUAUCUAAAUAAAUGAACCAGGUAUGUUUGUAUAAUGCA